This is a messenger RNA of Spodoptera litura, 3625 nucleotides long. It is a transcript of the gene ova, whose product is annotated as ovaries absent. NCBI's taxonomy places the organism in Eukaryota, Metazoa, Arthropoda, Insecta, Lepidoptera, Noctuidae. The record is from RefSeq and is a predicted model, not a curated record.
AGCAAAAUUGGCGUAACAAAGAUCUAUGAAGUCUGUGGCGGACUGGCGGAUCUAUGGAUCUUUCUCUUUUUAGUUAGUAGCGCUCUCGCUCUCAAAAAUUUGUGAAUUUAGUGGUGAAGUGGUGUUUUGUAAUAGUUUGAAAAGUAUAUCUAGAAUUGUGACAAUCCAUAUGAGUGAUAACUGUUCCUGAUUAUCGCGCUAAAAUGGACUUAAACGCAAUAACCGUUAGUGUGUACCUGCGCGGUCUGACAUCGCAAGCGCUGGCCUCCCUCAGGUUUCGAUGACCAUAAGCGUCAGCAGGAAUCAUGAUCGCCAAUUUGCCGCUUCUUUUUGCUAAUGGCAAUCCGACAUCCCUGGCGGCGAUCACGGUCGCUGAGCUGGAGAAGUUCAUAACAUUUAUGGUGACAUGUUCCUGGGGACAUGAUACAGCGAAAGACAUUCGGCGACCACCAUGGUGGCCGAAAGAAGUUGCAUUUUCGCACCCCUUUGUGAGACCCUACGAGGUGCCUAGGGACUGGUCUCUGAAAUUGAGGAAUUUAGUAAAAAAAUGCUACGACUACCACAAGAGCGCCUUCCUUUUAGUUUUUUCUGCGCAACUCUCGCGGUACCCGCGCAACAGGCUCAGGUAUGUUGACAACAAAGACCACACCACUUCUCUGUACUAUAGACCUAAUGGCAGACUUCUGGUUACAUUCAGAAAUGAAAAUCUACAUUAUGACAGAACUUAUGCACCCAUUUCCAUUGAAGAUGAUAUAACAGAGAGACCUGCAGAUGUAUACUUAUGUGACAACUGCGAUGGCCACUUUGAUAGUCUAGACUUAUUACAAGCUCAUGAAAGGCUAUGCAACGCAGCAGAUGGAGGUUUUCCUGAGUUUCUUUCAGCCCUGAAACUUCAUCCAGCAGGUCAACCGUUUGAGAAUUCUGUGAAUCCUGGUUCCAGUUCUCGUUCUGAUACUGGAAAUGCCCCAGGAAGGUUUGCUACAAGAAACAUAAGAAAUACUGCCAAGCAACUUAGAAAUAGUGCAAGUGUAGACCGGGGUCCACUGUAUCCAUUUUCAUCACUGGCUUACAGACGGAAUGCUAAAACAAGUUGCCAGAGGGAUGGGAGAGAUUUGACCUUUUCAAGAGAAAGGGUAGAAAGAUUUUGUUGUACCACAACUCCAUUUAGUAAAAAUUAUAAUGUUAAGAUAAAAAAUCAACAGUUUCCUGUGAGAUACCGAAGACCGUUAAGCUAUUGGAAUAGAAAAUAUGUUUUUCCCAAUCAAAGAAAUAAAGGAAUACUCGAUAUUAAAGGCCAACUGCUCCUCUUGAAGUGCAAACCAAUGUCAGUAAAAUUAAUUAAAAUGUCAGAAGAAUGCAUACAGGAAUAUCUCGACAACUUGAGAAAAGAAAGAGAGAGUAAGCAACAGACAAUGGAAGAUAAGGACAUUGUAUUUGUGGAUGGACUUGAUUGUGAUCAGCCAACUGAUUCAGAAGUGAUGAUGGAUCCAUUGAAGCGAUUGGACAAUGUUUGUGAAGUGAUUGACUUGUGUUCAGACGAUGAGACUACUAGUGUGAAUGAGAACUGUGAUCCACGUGCAGGGGUGACUUGUGUGAUGCGCGGUGGGGCUGUGCUACGGCGUACCGCAGCGACUCCGCAGGCACUGCCCGCCGAGCCAUGUGGAGCUCGCCAGCGCCCUCUACCCGCCGCCGUACUGCAACCACACCCCGUUAUUCUCAUUGCGCAUACACACGCUCUGAACAAUUUACAGACUAUCUCCAUAGAUUGAAUUUCCAUGUAAUAUAUUAGUUUUAUCUUUAGAAAAUUUGCUAAUUAUUAUUUAUUAUUCUUCAUGAUUAAACUAAUAUCAAUAUCAAAGAAAUUUUAUUUCUUGUCACUAUUGUCACUUUAAUCGCCGCCAUUUUGUGGAGUCUAUGCUGUCAUGCUGACAAAAUGGCGGACGACUAACAAAACAAAUGACGACUUGAUAAAAAUACGUAAACAAAAAUAUAUCAAGUGUAUAGUGUAAAAUCAUGGAAUAUUUAGGAAAAUAUUGUGAGUAUAAAUGUUUUCAAUAUUUUAUAACACGAUUGCGGUCCUCAUGCGUUUGCGCAUCUCUUAGAAUUUGGUAUUUUGGUUAUGUAACAAUAUAAGUAAGUACAUUUUGUAAAACAAGGAUCAUAAUUAUCUUUAGAUGGCUGUUCGCCCGUACACGUAAAUGUGAAUAAUAUCAUUGUUGACUAUUUCCUCUUAUGAGUCUAGCUUUAUAAAUUUAGCUGAAUCUUCCUAUUCAUGUUACGUUUAUUUAGAAAGGACCGAAUGUUACGAAUAAAUGUACUGAAUGUGCACAAAAAUGAGUGGUGUUUUGGAAUACAUAUCAAUUUAAAGAAUAUUUAAUAGUUAUUUACAUUGAACAUCUAAUGAAGCGUUCACAUCUGGCGAAUGCAUAGAUCGAGAUAUCACGAACUUCGCGCGGGUGGUGUGUAUAUACUAAACACGCUAUAGCGCGUAGUAUACAAAGUCCUCGCGAGCGGUACAUUUGUCGGAUGUGAAUGCGCCAUAAGAGAGCUAGUAGUACCCCAGAGCUCACUCAUUUUUGAGCAGGUUGGAAAUGUGACGAAAUUGAAGGCGGAGACUAAAACGCGUUGGUAUCCGACCCAUUGUGUUCAAGCUAAUGAAAAUCAUGACUAGGUCCGAAUUUUUUUCUUAGUUUGUUAUUGUUAUUCAGAAAAAAGAAUAAAUUCUUUUGUUUAUCACCCUUUUUGGCUAAUGCGAAUUUAUCGACUAACAUUUGCAGCAUGUUUAUAUUCAUUUUAAAAUCACUUGAACUUGGCGCUGUUUUUCAUGUAAAUAAAUAAUAGUAAUGUUAAAGUUUUAGGAUCAUGGAUCUCGUAACUUCUAUAAAACUUUGUAGCAUUUAGUCAAGAAUUUGAAAUUUUUAAACCAUUUUGGAGUUACAUUACAAAUACAGUCUUGUAGAUACCAAUAAUGGCGUUCAUAUAAUUCCAUAUGUAAUAAAUUUAGCACUUGAUUCAACCAAUUGUAAAGUCUCUCGUUUUUAUUAACUAAUACUCAUGACUGAAUUUGCUGGUGCAAUGCUAUCAAAAUGUAUGUUUGUAUAGUAAGCAUUGAUCCAGAUAGUUAGUUUCGUAAAAUGAAGAAAAAUUAUGCUAGAUAAUGCAUGCAUGUUGUGUCAAUGUACAUAUUAUACCCAUUUCCAUUGUAUUUGAUUUUGACUGUCGAUUUAAAUACUGUUUGUUACUGUAAAUACAUAAUUAUAUAAUUUGAUUUAGUCGCGUACUAAGUCAAAUGAACUGAAAUAUUGUAUUUUUUUUUCUACAUAUUGGUACGUAAAUCUUUAUAUUAUUUCUCAAAGUCAAACUCGAAAAUGGUUAAAAGAUUAACGAAUUCAAAAAUAUAUGUUGUAAACUGGUGUGGUGAUAUCUUUAUAUCAUUCGGACUUUUGUAAUUUAACGAUGACGACAUCAUGCCGUGCGUGUAGCAUCCUCUUUUUGUUCAUUGACGACUCCUUCCAUCAGACUUGACUAUUACAAAUAUUUCUUAGUUUAGAUUUUGAAUAACAUGCAUGUUUUGUGCUUCCUCACUGUAACAAGUAAUUUCUCGAUUCUUUGAAAUGAGAAAAUC